This is a messenger RNA of Zalophus californianus (California sea lion), 4129 nucleotides long. It is a transcript of the gene CELF6, whose product is annotated as CUGBP Elav-like family member 6. NCBI's taxonomy places the organism in Eukaryota, Metazoa, Chordata, Mammalia, Carnivora, Otariidae. The record is from RefSeq and is a predicted model, not a curated record. The transcript is spliced from 13 exons. Gene Ontology annotation, cellular component: nucleus; cytoplasm; ribonucleoprotein complex. Gene Ontology annotation, biological process: mRNA splice site recognition; regulation of alternative mRNA splicing, via spliceosome. Gene Ontology annotation, molecular function: mRNA binding. Bases 115 to 1560 code for a protein of 481 amino acids.
CCCCGCAGCCCGGACCCCGCCCCCUCCCCCCUGGCCCUCGCCAUCGGUCCAGGGAGGGGACGGCGGGACAGGCGGGACUGGUGGGACCGGCGGGAGGGCGGACCGGGCGGGGAUAUGGCCGCGGCGCCCGGAGGGUCUGCGCCGCCCGCCGGCCCCGGCCCGCGCCUGGGUUUCAGCACCGCGGACAGCGGCGUCGGCAUGAGCGGGCUAAACCCCGGUCCUGCCGUGCCCAUGAAGGACCACGACGCCAUCAAGCUCUUCGUGGGGCAGAUCCCGCGGGGCUUGGACGAGCAGGAUCUCAAGCCGCUGUUCGAGGAAUUCGGCCGCAUCUACGAGCUGACGGUGCUGAAGGACCGGCUCACCGGCCUCCACAAAGGCUGUGCCUUCCUCACCUACUGCGCCCGGGACUCUGCUCUCAAGGCCCAGAGUGCACUGCACGAGCAGAAGACCCUGCCAGGGAUGAAUCGUCCGAUCCAAGUGAAGCCGGCUGCCAGUGAGGGCCGAGGAGAGGACCGAAAGCUGUUUGUGGGGAUGCUGGGGAAGCAGCAGGGUGAGGAGGACGUCAGGCGCCUGUUCCAGCCCUUUGGCCAUAUCGAGGAGUGCACCGUCUUGCGGAGCCCUGAUGGCACCAGUAAAGGCUGUGCCUUUGUGAAGUUCGGGAGUCAGGGGGAAGCUCAGGCAGCAAUCCAGAGUCUGCAUGGCAGCCGGACCAUGGCGGGCGCCUCGUCCAGCCUCGUGGUCAAGCUGGCGGACACGGACCGGGAGCGCGCGCUGCGGCGGAUGCAGCAGAUGGCCGGCCAGCUGGGCGCCUUCCACCCGGCACCGCUGCCGCUGGGGGCGUGCGGAGCCUACACCACCGCGAUCCUGCAGCACCAGGCGGCCCUGCUGGCCGCGGCACAGGGCCCAGGCCUAGGCCCGGUGGCCGCAGUGGCGGCCCAGAUGCAGCACGUGGCGGCCUUCAGCCUUGUAGCCGCGCCGCUGUUGCCCGCCGCAGCAGCCAGCUCCCCGCCGGGCGGCGGCCCCGGCUCGCUUCCGGGUCUGCCAGCGCCCAUCGGGGUCAAUGGAUUCGGCCCCCUGACGCCCCAGACCAACGGGCAGCCGGGCUCUGACACUCUCUACAAUAACGGGCUCUCCCCUUACCCAGCCCAGAGCCCUGGCGUGGCUGACCCCCUGCAGCAGGCCUACGCUGGGAUGCACCACUACGCAGCAGCCUACCCGUCGGCCUAUGCCCCAGUGAGCACAGCUUUUCCCCAGCAGUCUUCAGCCCUGCCCCAGCAGCAAAGAGAAGGCCCCGAAGGCUGUAACCUCUUCAUCUAUCACCUGCCUCAGGAGUUUGGUGAUGCAGAACUCAUACAGACAUUCCUGCCCUUUGGAGCUGUUGUCUCUGCCAAAGUCUUUGUGGACCGAGCCACCAACCAGAGCAAAUGUUUCGGGUUUGUUAGCUUUGACAAUCCAACCAGUGCCCAGACAGCUAUUCAGGCCAUGAAUGGCUUUCAAAUUGGCAUGAAGAGGCUCAAGGUUCAGCUAAAGAGGCCCAAGGAUGCCAAUCGGCCUUACUGAUCUUCUCUCACUGACCAGCCACAGAAAGAAACUGAAGAGUGAGAAGAAAGGAAAGGAAAAGCACAGAAAUGCUUGAGCAGCCCUUCCUGGACGAGCAGCCACAGAGGGAGGUGGAUCGGACCCAAGGCCGUGCCACAUUAGGGAUUGUUUCCAUCAAGUGUGUUGUCCUGUGCCUGUGGCUUAGAUCACAGGCCGGCAGGGCAGCUGGGGCUGGCUGAGGACCGACUGUCUAGGGGAACCAGCAGAGGGCCUUGGGGGUGCCAAGGGCUUCUCCACAAGGGAAGCCCAGAUUUACUUCUUUCAAAAUCAUAUCAUUCCUUAGAGUUUAGGGACCAAAGGACUAUUGCUUUUUUAAGAAUAUAAAUAUAUCUAUAUAAAUUAAAAGAAAGAAACAGAAAAACAAAAGAAAAAAAACCACAAGAGAAACAAAAAGACAGUCUAGAGUCUCAUACAAGCUGCCUUUAAAUAUCCCUAGGAGACAGGGUGAAGGAGACCCGUAAAAGCCCCAGCCUAGGCAGAGGGAGGCUGUGGAAAGAGUGUUCUGUGUCUCAUUCCCUCUUAAAUUGCCCCCCCCACCUUUUUAAAAUAAUUAAGGACUCAAGGUCUAGAUUCCCAUGCAGGCAGCAAAGAGAGUUAUGGAAGCAGGGAACCCACAAUCCCCAAACUCAGAGAAGAUCCCUGAAGCCAGGAAGAGCUCUGGCCUGCCCUGGCCUUUGCUGUCCUGAAGGGCUCACUAGCCAGCGGGAGUGUCCUUGACAGUCUUUCCCGUGGAACCACUGCUUCCCCAGACAGGAAGAAAGAGGGAGUUUUAACCACCCCACCCUUUCCCUUCCCAACCCGGAUAGACAGGCCCUGCCUUUGGCUGAGCUGAGACACUUCCUGUUUCCCCUCACCUUGAGCCGGCCCCAGUGUCCCCUUGCUCCAGGCCACCUUCUGUCUCCAAGUCUGUGUUUGCCCACCUGUAAAGUAGAUUCAGGAUAUACGUAGAGGGCUGUGACAACAGACUUGGAAGGUUUGCUAUUGUAUAUACUGCCAUUGAGAAGGGGAUCAUUUUCAAUAUGUAGAAGCUUCAGAAUUUAGAGGUCCCUCUUUACCCAAGACCUGGGAGGGAAGUAGAUGUUUUGCCAAAAUACUUCAUUCCUUUAAAAAGUACAUCUUUCCUAUGCAAGAGUGUCUCACAUGUGCUUAUCCAAGGUGCUUCUAGAUGGUGAGCAGUGUUCCGCUUAGAAGUGGUGUGUGCUCUGUCUGUCUUUGUCUAUCUGUUGUAUUCAGUGGGUGCCAUAUAAAGCUGAUCAAUGGUGGUGCUUCCUGCCUGCUUCUGUGAGAUGGGCAAAAGAUUCAGCUUAGAACACCAUGACUCACCUUGCCUUGGUCAGCCUGUCCUGGGCCUGCAGGGCCUUGCACAUAUUUUUCCCAGGAGGUGAAUUUCCCCUCCACCUCACAGACCUGGAUCAAAGAAGUAUGGGGCCCCAGCUGUGUGGUGGGCACUCUGAUCCCCAGAUGUCGCUGAGGCUGGAGGCCUCUGAUCUGCGAUCAUAUCAGACAGUAAAGGAAAGGAUGUGGGGGAGAGGGGUUGGAGGGUUCCUCCUUCAUAACAGUUUCUAAGAAAACUUGUUCCCACCUGUUCCUCUGUCUUUGACUCAUUUUUGGGGGAAAUGGGAUGAAAAGUAGAUACGGUAAUGACAUUACCAGGUAAGGUGUAAUGCAAUAUCAACAAAUUACUUCCAACUGAGAGAGGAACAGUGUUGAGGGCAUCAUUACAGUGGCACAACGUGGACACAUAGACUCAUCACCCUGGACACAGGUGGACGUGUGGAGCACCUGUGCCUUCAAACAGAUAUUGCCAUGGUGGCAGAGAGGUCCUUCACUGCUAGGUGCUGAGCACUGAGCUAGAAGCUAGGGCUCCGGCACGUUAUACGUGCUCAGAGUUAGUGGGAAGGACAGACCAAUUUGGGAGUUACGAUGGAACGCCACACAGGGUCUACGAUCACAAGCAGAAGAGUAUCUAAUUCAGACUCGAUUGGGAACAGAGGUCAGAGAAAGAUUUCGUAAAGGAGUUGAAGGAGAGAAGGGUCUUCAAGGAUGCACUGGGACUUUGAACAAAGCCGUUUGGACAGCUGCACCAUUUUGAUAAGUUAUCUUUAUUACCAAGAAAUAAUAAUGAUUACCAUGUAUUCAGUGCUGAUUAUGUGGGAGACAGUGGGCACGAAGACAUCUCUACCCUGAACCUUAACUCAUUACCAAGUCAUAUCAAGACACUUGAACCAAAAUGGCACUUAAAGUAUUUUGCUUCAUGGUAGGGACUGACAGACUGUGUGUCAAUGCUGCAGAGGGUGGCAGGGUCUAGAUCAGGGGUUGGCAAACUGUGCUCUGUGGGCAAAUCUGGCCUGCAACCUGUUUUUGUAUGGCCUACAAACUAAGAAUGGUUUUAUAUUUUUUAAAGGGUUGUGAAAAUAAAACAAAGAAACAAUGAGUAUGAGAUAGAGACCAUAUGUGCCCCCACAAAACUAAAAUAUUUAUCUGGUCCUUUAGACAAAAAUUUGCUGACCCCAGUAAGAUCAUGCAAGAC